Eurytemora carolleeae is the source of this 3338-nucleotide messenger RNA. RefSeq lists its product as uncharacterized. Gene Ontology annotation, biological process: SCF-dependent proteasomal ubiquitin-dependent protein catabolic process. The coding region runs from base 23 to 2395 and encodes 790 amino acids. Gene Ontology annotation, cellular component: SCF ubiquitin ligase complex. NCBI's taxonomy places the organism in Eukaryota, Metazoa, Arthropoda, Copepoda, Calanoida, Temoridae. The transcript is spliced from 12 exons. Gene Ontology annotation, molecular function: protein binding; metal ion binding. The record is from RefSeq and is a predicted model, not a curated record.
ACAUAUUUAUAGAUGAUAAAUAAUGUCUGUUCGGGCUGUUGCAGUUAGAUCUCGAUCUACAGAGAAUGUGACGGACUGUGUCUCCGGACUAGGACGGGAAGCUCCGCUCUGGGUUCCAGAUUCAGCUAGUGCGUCCUGCCAGGAGUGCAGUAAAAUAUUCUCUUUUCUGGUCAGGCGACACCACUGCAGGAGCUGUGGUCGUCUUCUGUGUAGUCCCUGUUCUAGCUACACAUCUCCCCUACAGUAUCUAAACUGGGUUAUCGCUAGGGUAUGUUUAUCCUGUAAAGAAAACCUAGAUUCACCCUCCAGACCUCAACGCAGAUCCAGGAGUCUUACGGGCAUCUCAACUCAAGAGGAGAAUAUAUCUAAGCUUGUCAGAGAAAUGCAGAUGGAAUCAUUCAGACAAAGGAGUUUGGAAGGUCUAAGGUCGGAUUCCCCUAUAUCCUCCUUACCUAGAGAAAUCCUCUCCAAAAUUUUAAACCUUCUCGGACACUCAGACAAGAAGGUUUGCAGGAGUGUUUCACAGUUCUGGAUGCAGGUUAUUGAAACUUCUAGUUUCUAUAGGGAAAGUUCAGUUCAUUUCAAGGAUAUUAGUCCAGAGAGAUUUAAACAAGAGUCAGAGAUAUUUAAUUCAGCACAGUUUGAUAACUUUAGAUUUAGUCGGUUAACACUGUCUCCGAACUUCAAAGUCUGGGAGGAGAUAGGAGACAGGAUAAAAAUCUUUGAACUCUUCGAAUGCGAAAUAACCGAGCGCGAGCUGACCUACAUCCUUCUGAGUCUGCGAAACCUACGAGGAUUAGCUGUAGUCAACUGUAGAGAUGUUUUCAUGUCCGGGACGUUUCUCUCCAGUCUACCGGAGAAGGAAGAGGUUUAUAGAAACUUAAACCAGCUCCGAUCCUUGAAACUAGACAAUAAUAAAUACUUGAGUGAUGUUCUUCUCAUGAGGAUUACAGAGGCUGCUCCGAACCUUAAAAGUCUAAGCUUGUCAGGAUGCAAUAUAAUGAAUGAUGCCGGGAUCUACUUGAAGCACUACCCUGAGUCCCAGGAGAUACACGCUAGUCCGUCCGUUCUUACCUGGAGGAUCCUUGUCAAGGUUGUGCAGAAGUUGGCCUCCACCCUCACCUCCUUAGAUAUCUCCAAGAAUACCGGCGUCGACCUCUUAAUGCUUGCAGCAGUUUAUGGACUCAACCUAACCAAGCUCAAUAUUUUAUCCUGUGGGUCCGUAACACAGCCGGGACUGAUGAGGAUUCUUAUCUCCAAUCCAAAUCUGAGAACGCUUAACCUCGCCUGCUGCCGUCGCGUAUUCUCCGGUCUCCCUGACGGAACAGUCACCAUCUUCAAUGAAAUGAAAGUUAACGAAAUCAAUCUCUCUCAGCUCUCUAUCCCGUACUUCAGAUCUAUUGGAACAUUGAAAGGAUUGAAGAGUUUGGAGAUUAAUGAGUUGGAUUCUCCGGGUUCGGAGAUACUGAAAGGAUUGGAGGGUCUUGAGACAACUUCUCUUUUAACCUUGAAAGCGAGAUGUCUCGGAGUUCCAGUUCAGGAUUUAACCGAGGUUAUAAUGAAGAAGGAUUUCUCCAGGUUACGUAGACUAGACUUGAGCAUUGGAGGAGAUAAUACAGUUACAGAUAAACUCGUACAGGUUAUAUGCUCCAAGAUGCAAGGUUUGACUCAUUUAAACCUCUCCAACAAUCCUCGAAUCUCCGAUAUCGGGACUCUCGGUCUCUCCUUGGAGAACCCGGCCUCCAACUCCGUCUUAGAGAUGAAGGAGCUUAUGUACAAGAAGAACAAGAUCCCUCUGGGUUCGCGGCAGGAGAAUGAGAUCAGGUUGGCUGGACUCAGACGGGAGAUUAUGACUGAGUCCCUGCUGGAGGACGGUAUGCUAGAGUCAGGACUGUUUCUUCUCUCCCGUCUCCAGGAGCUUAAUCUGAGUCUCACCAGUGUAUCCAGCCUUACACUCAAGCUUGGAGUAAAUGCUCCGGAUCUGCGAAGUUUCUGUCUAGAUAACUGCUCUGCUAUCGACGACUCUGGUCUAUAUGAUUUCGCCAUUCGUCACUCGCACCUAGAGAAACUGCAGCUUGGUUCAACCAGGGUAACGGAUACAGGACUUAUUUCCUGCCUGUCCUGUCUACCUAGACUUGUUCAUCUGGAUAUAUCAUCCUGUCAGGACGUGACCAGUGCAGGAUUGCGAGCCGUUGGCCAGGUUUCUCCUCAGAUAGAAACCCUUCUUCUCUCCAACUGUUCGAAUAUAAGUGUUGAGGCUGCUAGGACGGUUGAACUAUCUCUACCCAACCUCAAACAUAUUCAAACUCUUGGCCUUCUUAGUGAACGCAGGGCUUUUCCAAGUCACUACAACUCUCAGGCUCCUCCUCCACCGCCACCACCACGAAGAAACUAGUCUCUCACCCCUCUUCGUCAACCUAGAAACUUCAUCCAUCAACCUUUCUUAUUCCUACAGUUCAAGUCCUUCAUUAUUGAUACAUCCAAGAACACUUCCUUAAUCCACCCUACUCCUACGCUUUAGUUAGAUCUCCUAAAUACCCUCUUGACCCUUCCCUAGCCCAUCCUGCUCCUCCAGUUCAAGUCAGAUCUCAUAAUACCUCCCUAGAACCUCCCUUAACCCAUCCUGCUCCUCCAGUUCAAGUCAGAUCACAUAAUACCUCCCUAGAACCUCCCUUAACCGAUCCUGCUCCUCCAGUUCAAGCCAGAUCUCAUAAUACCUCCCUAAAACCCCUCCAACCCAUCCUACUUCUUAUCCUUCAAAUUAGAUCUUAUAAAUACCUCUUUAGAACCCCUCCAACACAUCCUUCUCCUCCAGUUCAAGUCAGAUAUUAUAAAUACCUCCCUAUAACCUUCCUAAAUCCAUCCUACUUCUCCAGUUCAAAUCGGAUCUCAUAAAUACCUCAGUAGAACCCUCCAUAGCUUAUCCUACUUCUCCAGUUGAAGUUGAUCUCCCCCCCUCCCCAACCCAUCCUACUCCUCCAGUACAAAAUGGCGCUACAAGAUAUUAACUCAAAUUAUUUAAUAUCAAUUUAUAGAGAUACAAGAAUUUUGGAAGAUCGGGGGUAAAAUUAAAAAUUAAAAAUUAAAAAGCAGUUUGUCAUCCUCCUUCAUACUUUUUACCCUAAAAUUUGCGUAUUUUCCCCCAAUUCUUCCAAUACAACGUACCCUAAAAAAAUAUGCACUGCACCCCUGAGAUUGUAAAUACUUUUCAGAAGUAAUUUUAUUGUGGCUUAUGAACUUAGUCAACCUUAAUGCAUAAUACGCACGCAAACUUUGUACUUUCCACUUGCUAGCUAAAAAAAACUUAAAUUUACAAAAUAUAUUAUUAUAAAGUUUUA